Messenger RNA from Didymella exigua CBS 183.55, 1703 nucleotides. Its product is annotated as F-box domain-containing protein. Gene Ontology annotation, cellular component: nucleus. Gene Ontology annotation, molecular function: protein binding; cis-regulatory region sequence-specific DNA binding. The transcript has 2 exons. The coding region runs from base 102 to 1622 and encodes 506 amino acids. NCBI's taxonomy places the organism in Eukaryota, Fungi, Ascomycota, Dothideomycetes, Pleosporales, Didymellaceae. The record is from RefSeq and is a predicted model, not a curated record.
CUGUGACUCCCCACCGCUUUACAUUUGCCUUGAUUUGUCGGAGACACACGAUAGGCCACUGGUUCGGAUUUCGCAAAGCAUUGUUCUUGUCCCCUUUGACCAUGGCGCCCGGCAUUCUACAGGACUCCGGUUUUGCCUCUGCCGAAUCUCAGCCCGCCAAAAAGAGAAGGCUCACAGUCCCAGUGCAUGUCCAGCAAGACGACGAAGAGGUGGCAACUGCUGUGCCCUCGCAUCCACUGGGGAUCAAGCCGGCUGGCAAUGCCUACACAGCGACCGAGAACAUCAAAUCGAGAUGUGGAUCCUUCGCCCGGCUGCCUGACGAGCUGUUGAACCACAUACUCGAGUCAUUCGAUGCUGACGCUCUGAUACGGCUGGGGAGUACGUGUCGAGCGUUGUACGCUUUUACUCGAUUAGACGAGCUGUGGAGGGCCUUGUUUGUAGGAUCCUCACCCGAGAACUUCACAUGGCGUGGCACAUGGCGAGCAACCUACCUCAACACGCCACCCAAAAACAUCACAAACGUCCCCUGCCACAACCUCUUCUCAGACGUUCUCUACCGGCCCUUCCAAUGCGCAAACACCUCCCUCAAACCCUACGUCACCAACAUUCCCGCCUGCAACGCCAUCGCCCGCCUCCCUGACCUGACCCCAGAAGAGUACUCGGCUAAAUGGACCGACAAGCCCUUCAUCCUAACCGAGCCCGUGAAAGCGUGGCCCGUCUACGGCAAGUGGACAUCGGCGUACCUGCUCGGGAACUUCCCCGCCACCAAAUUCACCGCCGAAGCCGUCGACUGGCCCAUGUCAACGUACAUCAGCUACAUCAACAACAACACGGACGAAUCGCCGCUGUACCUCUUCGACCGCGCCUUCGCGCCCAAGACGAACAUCGACACAACGCUGCCCCCGCACCACCCCGACGCCGCAUACUGGACACCCGAAUGCUUCGGGCCCGACCUGUUCUCCGUGCUCGGCGGCGCGCGCCCGGACUGCAGAUGGCUGAUCCUGGGCCCCGCACGCUCCGGCAGCACAUUCCACAAAGACCCCAACGCGACAUCGGCGUGGAAUGCAGUGCUCACAGGGUCAAAGUACUGGCUCAUGUUCCCAUCGAGCGGCGGCGCCGCGCCGCCCCCAGGCAUCAUACUCAGCCCCGACCACAGCGAGAUCACCGCCCCGCUGUCCAUCGCAGAGUACCUGCUGACCUUCCACGAGCUGGCGCGCGCCACGCCCGGCGCCAAAGAGGGCAUCUGCCGCGCGGGAGAGGUCCUGCAUGUGCCCAGCGGCUGGUUUCAUCUCGUGCUGAAUCUGGACGAGAGUCUGGCGCUGACGCAGAAUUUCGUGCCGCAGGCUCGGGUCGCGGAUGUGCUGGGGUUCCUGCGGGAUCAGCGUGAGCAGGUCAGCGGGUUUAGGGAGGAUGUUGCGGAGCGGGCGUAUGAGCUUUUUGUGGAGAAGCUAGGGGCGCUGCAUCCUGAGAUUCUGCAGGAGGGGUUGGAGAGGCUGGAGAGGAAAAGUAAGCAGGGCCGUGGGAAGUGGGAGGCGUUGACGAAGGGCGCGGAGGAGGAGAGAGGAGGAGGAGGGUUUAGCUUUGGGUUCGCGGGGGAUGAUAGCGAUGCUGAUAUCCCGUGAGAAACUGAGGAGAGGGGCGGCAUGUGACGGACAGCUCACAAGGUCACAUAGCGAGAGCAGUGCCAGUCAACUUGAAUCGUG